GAUAUAAAUAAAUAUAAAAUUUACAUCGAAUAUGAACAUGUUUAUGGUAGCUGCCCCUACUCUGGUGUAGAACAGCUAGCGACGCCCGUGUAUGGAAGUUUCUAGCAUUACACGUGUUUUCCGAGAUAAAUAUUUGUCAAAAUGUCUACAAAUGACGACAAGACGAGACUAUCAAAGCUUCUGCAAGACCUGGAAGUACCUGAAGAAAGGCUGCCAGAGCGGUGUCGGCAGCUGGUAAAGGAUUUGCAGGAGAAGUUUCCUGAGGAAAUAACAGACGAACAAAGUAGGACCGAGGGUGAAGAGUAUGUGAACCCUUACAUACCCGAUAAAGGUCUAUUAGAAGAAAACGAGAGAAAGUUACGCGAAUUACUUGGCGAGGAAAAAAGAACAGCAAAAGUGACGAGCGAAGAAUCCAUGAAUACCGUCGAUCCAAAAAGACCUUGGCGGACAAACUCCUGUAAGGAGAAACUGCUGAGAAUAGAAUCGGAUUUGAAAAGACUGAAAUCGACAGAAAAGACCGGCUCAAUAGUCGCAGUAGAAGAUGAUUGUGAAACGAAUCUUUCGGAGGGUGACGUUAUACUGACGGAUCCUACUGGUGUUCAGUAAUUUACUUAUUAACUCAAUAAAAAAAUCGA
Molecule: messenger RNA, 635 nt
Organism: Papilio polytes (common Mormon)
Lineage: Eukaryota; Metazoa; Arthropoda; Insecta; Lepidoptera; Papilionidae
Exons: 3
Coding region: 142-606 (154 amino acids)
Source: RefSeq, a predicted model, not a curated record